AUGGGUAUUACAAGAAAAUUUCUUAAUUGGUAUGCUAGACUAUCUCCUGCUCGUGGGAAAUCAAACCCGCCUUAUGAGCAUAUCGUACAAAUUGGUGAUCCAAGAUUACGUAAAGUUUCAGAGCCUGUACCGCUCGAUAAAAUUAAGACAACUGAAAUACAAACAGUUAUUAAAAAACUAGACUAUGUUACCGUGAAGUACGGCAGUCUUGGGAUGUCUGCACCUCAAAUUGGUGUGAAUGUGAGAAUUUUCGUAAUGCGACACACGAUGAAACAAAUUGCAGCAGCUCCUAAACACAUAGCUCAACUGCGGGGUAUGGAGGUUAUACCGUUUACUGUAUUCAUAAAUCCAAAGCUGAAGGUGGUUGACUACCAGAAAGUAGUUCACAGUGAAGGAUGUGAAAGUGUUCAAGGAUACACAGCAGAAGUGCCAAGAUACAAAGCUGUUGAAGUAACAGGUCACAAUGAACUGGGAGAGCUGACAUCUAAAGUGUUCCAUAACUGGGGAGCUCGGAUAGCGCAGCACGAGAUGGACCACUUGGAUGGCAAGAUAUACACUGACAUUAUGGACAAGAAAACUUUAGUCUGCACAUGCUGGGAAGAAGUCAACUUGUCUAAAGGGAAACUUGUUAUACCUUUUAGUCCAUAG
This is a messenger RNA of Arctia plantaginis, 648 nucleotides long. The record is from the annotation of a GenBank genome assembly. NCBI's taxonomy places the organism in Eukaryota, Metazoa, Arthropoda, Insecta, Lepidoptera, Erebidae.